CUGCAAAAUAUUAUAUUACAUAAAUACUCCCCGAACCCUAGUCUAUUUGUUCUGUUGGCCUGAGUUUCUCCUCUUUUCGCCGCCGUAGCAGCUUCAGCGGAGCGCCGAUCAACCGUAGCCAUGGGUCGUAUGCACAGUCGAGGUAAAGGUAUUUCUGCAUCGGCACUUCCGUACAAGAGGACUCCACCAAGCUGGCUAAAGAUCUCUUCUCAGGAUGUUGAAGAUAAUAUUUGUAAGUUUGCAAAGAAGGGGUUAACACCAUCACAAAUUGGUGUGAUCCUUCGUGAUUCUCAUGGUAUUGCUCAAGUGAAGAGUGUGACUGGAAGCAAGAUUUUGAGGAUUCUCAAGGCUCAUGGACUUGCUCCUGAGAUCCCGGAGGAUCUGUACCACCUCAUCAAGAAAGCAGUUGCCAUUCGCAAGCAUCUCGAGAGGAACAGGAAGGACAAGGAUUCUAAAUUCAGGCUGAUUCUAGUUGAAAGUCGGAUUCACAGGCUUGCCCGAUACUACAAGAAGACAAAGAAGCUUCCACCUGUCUGGAAAUACGAAUCCACCACCGCCAGUACUCUUGUGGCCUAAAUAUUGUUCGACCUCAUGGAUUCGCAUCUUGAGAAAUACUUGUGGGAAGUCUAUGAAGAAAUUUUAGAUAUAUACUCGUGGUAUUCUUACCAUUACUGAACAAAGAAACUCCCGACUUGUUUUCUCCUUUUGGAGUGUGACAAUUUUGGUCUGUGUAGUGAUGGUUAGAGUUGAUCUUAAUGCGAUGGACUUCUUGGAGCCCUUCAUCUUAUAUAAUAUAUGAAUGAUAUUGCAUGA
Molecule: messenger RNA, 813 nt
Organism: Andrographis paniculata
Lineage: Eukaryota; Viridiplantae; Streptophyta; Magnoliopsida; Lamiales; Acanthaceae
Product: 40S ribosomal protein S13
Exons: 5
Coding region: 121-576 (151 amino acids)
Biological process (GO): translation
Cellular component (GO): ribosome; nucleolus; cytosolic small ribosomal subunit
Molecular function (GO): small ribosomal subunit rRNA binding; structural constituent of ribosome
Source: RefSeq, a predicted model, not a curated record